This is a messenger RNA of Plectropomus leopardus (leopard coralgrouper), 1694 nucleotides long. RefSeq names its product bactericidal permeability-increasing protein-like. Gene Ontology annotation, molecular function: lipid binding. The record is from RefSeq and is a predicted model, not a curated record. NCBI's taxonomy places the organism in Eukaryota, Metazoa, Chordata, Actinopteri, Perciformes, Serranidae.
AUUGGGUAAGUGAAUUAGAAGCCAUGUGCCUCCCUUCCUCUUUCACUGUGCCUUUUUGCCAGUCUGACUGACAUCAGGAGCAACCCGACUAACUGCUGUUUCAGUCAAGAUGUUCCUGUACUGCUGGCUGGCUCUGGGGGCUUUAAUCCCUAUGACUUUAAGCACCGAUCCCGGGGUAAAGGUCAAGCUAACAGCAAAAGGCCUUGAAUAUAGCAGACAACUGGGGAUGGCUUCGAUCCAGCAGAGACUCAAAACCAUCAAAGUCCCGGAUAUUUCUGGGAAACAGAAGGUGUCUCCCAUUGGCAACGUCCACUACACCCUGUCAAAUAUGCAAAUAGAGAAUGUGGGAUUACCAAAGUCUGCAUUGGAUCUAGUGCCAGGGACUGGUGUCAGACUCUCCAUUGGUAACGCCUUCAUUAGUCUGCGCGGAGACUGGAAGGUGAAGUACCUCCGAAUAAUCAAGGACAGCGGAUCUUUUGAUUUGAAUGUCAAGGACCUCACAAUCACUACAAGCAUUGCCAUCAACAGUGACGAGACAGGCCGCCCUACGGUCAGUAGCAUGAGCUGUGCAGCAACUGUCGGCAGUGCGAGCAUCAAAUUCCACGGCGGAGCCAGCUGGCUGUACAAUCUCUUCAAAACCUUUAUUGAUAAGGCUCUACGAAAUGCAAUGCAGAAACAGAUCUGCCCUCUGGUGGCUGAUGCAGUGUCUGAUCUGAACCCUCAGCUGAAAACUCUCAAUGUUGUAGCCAAGGUGGACCAGUAUGCAGAGAUUGAAUACUCCAUGGUGUCAUCUCCUACAGUGUCAAACACUUCAAUAGACUUCAGCUUAAGGGGUGAAUUUUACAACAUCGGAAAGCAUCAGGAGCCUCCGUUCUCCCCCACAGCCUUUUCUCUGCCGCCUAUGAUAAACAACAUGAUGUACAUCGGCCUGUCUGCCUUCACCACCAACUCUGCAGCCUUCGUCUACAACAAAGCUGGACUCCUCAGCCUGUACAUCACUGACGACAUGAUACCAAAAAGCUCUCCCAUCCGACUCAGCACAAGGACGUUUGGAGCGUUCAUCCCGCAGCUAGCCAAGCUUUUUCCAGGUCUAAUGAUGAAACUGCUGGUGAAGACGGUGAAAAAUCCCGUCAUCACUUUUGGACCCAGCAAUGUGACAGUUCAAGCUUCUGGCACAGUGACUGCCUACGCUAUACAACCCAACGCCACACUGUCCCCUCUCUUUGUCCUGAACUUGGAGACCAGUGUCAGCGCCAAAGUGUUUGUCAGUGGAAUGAAGCUGGCUGGAGCUGUCGGCCUAAAUGCAAUGGAUCUGACCCUGGGGACAAGUUACGUGGGAGAUUUUCAGGUCAAAUCCCUCGACAAAAUUCUCCAAAUGGUCCUAAAAGUGGUUGUGAUACCGAAACUAAAUGCACAACUUGAAAAGGGAUACCCACUUCCUACUCUUGGAAAGAUGAAGCUUGUGAACACCCAGCUGCAGGUCAUGAAGGACUAUAUGCUGAUCGGGACAGAUGUUCAGUUCUUGGGAUGAAUGGCCUCUCUGGAAACUCACAGGAUUAAAAGUUUAAUUACCUGGCAGAGAAAUUUCAAAGAAAAACAAACAGAAUAAUCUCAAGGUAUUACUUCCCCCACAACCCUGAGAAAUGCAGAUCUCAUUUUUGCAUGUAAUAUUAAAUGUCAGUUUUAUAACUUUA